AUGACUUCCACCAUUGCAAGUAGACCCAACCGCAAAGCCUUGAUAGGCUCAUCUUCAAGCUUCUGGUCGCAUACAUCUGAAUCAGGAUUCGACCUUACCCAUCCAUCUGCUCACACAUCGCCGGUCCAAGGGCCUACUUAUACUCUCGAAACCUCAACCGAACCCAUAACAGUUGAUCCCUCCAAGUCAGCCCUUGUUAUCAUCGAUAUGCAAAACUUCUUUCUCUCAGAAGCUUUCGGUCGCAACAAAAAGGGUGCUGGACAUGCUGCUUGCGAACAACUGGUUCAACAUGCAAUACCCGCCGCUAGAAAGGCAGGCAUCAGGAUAGUUUGGGUGAACUGGGGUCUCACAGAGCAAGAGGUCAAGGAGAUGCCGCCAGCAGUCAAACGAGCCUUUGGAUUUUUCGCCAUCCCCUCAGAGAAGAACUUCAACCCAGGAGACGACGCUUUCGGACAUCAUGAAGACAGUGUGAGUGUAGAUCGCCAUGGCAACGAGGACAAGGCCGUCUACUUCGGACUAGGCGCAGAUCCUGGAGUCAUCACAUUCCCAGACGGUAGAUCUGUUGAAGGCGGUAGGCUGCUCAUGCGUGAUACUUGGAACGCAGCAUUGUAUCCUCCUCUCGAUGCUAUAUACGCUGAGGGCAGCAAACUGGACAAGAACCCGGACGUCUGGAUUCACAAAAACAGGAUGAGCGGGCUGUGGGGCGCCACAACGCCAUUGAAAGAGUUCCUGGAUAAAGAGGGUAUCAGGACGCUAUUCUUCACUGGAGUCAAUACAGAUCAGUGUGUGGGCGGAACGUUGACGGAUGCUUUUAGUAAUGGGUAUGAUUGUGUGCUUCUGGGAGAUGGCUGUGGGACUACGUCGCCAGAGUGUGCACAGCAGUGCUGGGAGUAUAAUGCGAGUAGAACAUUUGGGUUCUGUGCGAGCUGCGAUCAGUUUGCAAAGGGUGUGAGUGGGGUUGGACAACCAUAA
This is a messenger RNA of Exserohilum turcica Et28A, 972 nucleotides long. RefSeq lists its product as uncharacterized. The transcript has a single exon. Bases 1 to 972 code for a protein of 323 amino acids. Lineage: Eukaryota; Fungi; Ascomycota; Dothideomycetes; Pleosporales; Pleosporaceae. The record is from RefSeq and is a predicted model, not a curated record.